This is a messenger RNA of Penaeus indicus, 1674 nucleotides long. Its product is annotated as very long chain fatty acid elongase AAEL008004-like. NCBI's taxonomy places the organism in Eukaryota, Metazoa, Arthropoda, Malacostraca, Decapoda, Penaeidae. Bases 1 to 1674 code for a protein of 557 amino acids. Gene Ontology annotation, molecular function: fatty acid elongase activity. Gene Ontology annotation, biological process: fatty acid elongation, polyunsaturated fatty acid; fatty acid elongation, monounsaturated fatty acid; fatty acid elongation, saturated fatty acid. Gene Ontology annotation, cellular component: endoplasmic reticulum membrane. The transcript has 15 exons. The record is from RefSeq and is a predicted model, not a curated record.
AUGUUUGACCUGGGAGAUGCAGUUGACCUAGACCAUAAUUUCCCUAAGCUCGCGUCCCUGUCCGAGUCUUCCCAGGAUCUCCUCGUCGGACACUCGGGCGGCAAAAGGGGCGCGCAACAGCAGAAACACAUUUCUGCGGCCUCUGUAUUGCGCCGGCUUUCAGUUGUCAGUGUCCAGGACUCGCAACCAGAUGUGAGAGUUGAUCAUACAAAGGUUUUAACAAGGAAGUUCCCGAGUUUGGAGAAUGCAUCUUUUUCUAGUCUGCAACGAGCGUCUGAGAAGUCUUCACAGGGGACCAAGAUGCCGCCCUCGGAGAACACGGCCGCUCUCCCCUCCGCGCCACCAGCCGCUCCCCCCCUGCAGAAGGCGCGGCAGGGGGACGAGGAGGAAAAAGGUGAGGACCGCGAUGUUGUUUUAGGGAAGGAGGAUGAGAUGGAGGGUUUCCCAGUUUUUGCCAUCAAAGAAAUUUUUAUGACUUCUAUAACCACCUCUUCCCACAGAAGGGAGCUGCUACGGAACGGCUUUUGGGCGGCGGUCAUCUCCAUCGGCAGCCAUUUUUACGGCGACAUGACGGUGGCCAGAGCUCUCCCCAAGGACCCGCGGCAGAACACAUGGCUGCUCAUGUACUCUCCCUUGCCGACCCUCGCCCUCUGCCUCGCCUACGUCGCCUCCGUCACCUACGUGGGGCCCAAACUCAUGGCCGGCCGAAAGCCUUUCUCGAAUCUCCGGUCUGUCAUGAUGGCUUACAACGCCUUCCAGGUCGUCUUCUCGGCGUACAUUUUCUAUGAGGCCGGAAUGGGCGGCUGGUUCGGCUCCUACUCGUUUAUCUGCCAGACCUGCGACUUUUCAGAAAACCCACAGGCUGUCAGGGCCAUGCAUGCCGGUUAUUGGUACCUGUUCUCGAAGUUCAUCGAUUUCGUUGACACGAUCUUCUUCGUCCUGCACAAGAAAUACGAACACAUCUCCCUUCUCCACGUGUGCCACCAUUCCCUUAUGCCCAUCAGCCUGUGGUAUGGCAUUAGAUUCCAGCCUGGCGGGCAUGCAACUCUCGGAGGGUUCCUGAAUUCUUUCGUCCACGUCGUCAUGUACGGCUACUACCUCCUGGCCGCCAUGGGACCCAAAGUCAGGCCCUACUUGUGGUGGAAGAAGUACCUGACGACGAUGCAGAUGGUGCAGUUCACCGUCGUCUUUCUGCACAGUUUAGUUUUGGCUUUCAUCGAGUGCGAGGUUCCGUCCGUGCUGGUGAGCUGGGCUGCGGGCGUGGCUGCCUUGUUCUUCGUCCUUUUCGGAGACUUCUACAUCAAGGCCUACAGGAAGAAGGACAAGAAAGCGGUUAAAAGCGAUGCCUCUAUUUCGCUCAAAAACGGCCACGCAAAUGGAGUGUCCAACGGCGUGCCUAGCGGUGCUGUGGCCAAGGAGAACAACGGCGUGCCUAGCGGUGCUUUGACCAAGGACAACAACGGCGUGCCAAAAGUACCUGUCGACGGAACGACAGUCUCGGUCAUGGCAUACGAAGGCAUGACAGUGUGCACCAUUAUUUUGUCUCCAUCGACUGAUAUAAACCACAGUGAAGACACAUUUGGGCACAUCGUGCACACAGCUGAGAAUAUCUCGGACCUUAUGUCCAACGGCGUGCCUAGCGGUGUGCACCAUUAUUUUGUCUCCAUCGACUGA